Molecule: messenger RNA, 234 nt
Organism: Phytophthora infestans T30-4
Lineage: Eukaryota; Oomycota; Peronosporomycetes; Peronosporales; Peronosporaceae
Exons: 2
Coding region: 1-234 (77 amino acids)
Source: RefSeq, a predicted model, not a curated record
AUGGGGCUCACAGCGCACAAACGCUCCACCACGACCAUCAUCGCGCAGCAGAGCCAUCCUCCAUCUGGCUCGGCUUACUGGUUGCAGUUCGAUCGCCAAGCGGAGAGCUUCCUCUUCCCGUCGAUCGAUCUGCCACAACGCGGCGCAGAAGGGGAGCAGCAACCUGCCGUGUUGAAUUUUGCUCGCGUCAAACGCCACUCUAGUCAGACCGCCGUGACGAGGCAGCGAGCGUAG